AAAGUAUCUGCUUGUGGUGAUUGGUGACGCUCCGUUAGCGUAGCGCGGCGAGUUUCAAAACUACUCGGUUGUCAUUUUUUUAUUGUAAAGGAGCAGAGGGAAUUUGUAAUCUGGUUGAUUGUACAGGGGAUACACCACGAUGGAUGACUACGUCAAGAUAGAAAAAAUUGGCGAAGGUACUUAUGGUGUUGUAUAUAAAGGUCGACACAAAGCUACCGGUCAAGUAGUGGCCAUGAAGAAAAUUCGCCUCGAAAGUGAGGAAGAAGGUGUUCCCAGCACAGCAAUCAGAGAGAUUUCUCUCUUAAAAGAGUUGCAGCAUCCUAAUAUUGUUGGACUCCAAGAUGUGCUCAUGCAAGACUCAAGGUUGUAUUUAAUUUUUGAAUUCCUGUCCAUGGAUCUUAAGAAGUAUUUAGAUUCCAUACCAUCCGGACAGUACUUGGAUAAUAUGCUUAUUAAGAGUUAUGUGUACCAGAUCCUGCAGGGCAUUGUUUUCUGUCACUCAAGGAGGGUUCUACACAGGGAUUUGAAGCCUCAGAACCUGUUGAUAGAUAAUAAAGGAGUGAUUAAAUUAGCUGAUUUUGGGCUUGCCCGUGCCUUUGGCAUUCCUGUCAGAGUUUAUACACAUGAGGUUGUAACUUUGUGGUACAGAGCACCAGAAAUCCUGCUAGGUUCUAAUCGUUAUUCAACGCCUGUGGAUAUCUGGAGUAUUGGAACAAUAUUUGCUGAACUAGCAACAAAGAAACCACUUUUCCACGGUGAUUCUGAAAUAGAUCAACUCUUCCGGAUCUUUAGGGAAUGCUUAUUUAUGAUCCAUCAAAAAGAAUUUCUGCAAAGCAAUCACUGAACCACCGUUACUUUGAUGAUCUUGACAAGUCAAAUCUUCCAGCCAGUCAGAUCAAGAAAUCUUAACAGCCUGACUUCUGUACAGGACUGACCUUUCUGAAAAUUUUUAUGUGGCUCAACAGUUUUGUCAUUUCUUUGUUAAUCAUGUAUGUCUCUCGUCCUUAUAAAUGUAUUUUCUGUACUUUUUCUAGAUAAACUGUCUAUUUUGAAAAUAUGUACAUAUAUAUAUUUUACAGUUUGCAGUUUCUGUGAACUGCAUAUUUUGUACUGCAAUUAAUGCAGUUAAUUUGUAUAACAAAAUAUAUCUGUAUUAUACAGACAUGUUUGUUAACUUGUUUUAUUUGUACUUGCUGGACUAUUGAUAAUGUUUUCUACACGUUGCCUUGUUUGUUAGUGCUGGCUGAUGGUCUUAGAACAAUUAAAUGACACAACUUUUUUGAUGUGUCCUACA
Messenger RNA from Protopterus annectens (West African lungfish), 1294 nucleotides. RefSeq names its product cyclin dependent kinase 1 (gene CDK1). Gene Ontology annotation, biological process: protein phosphorylation; mitotic G2 DNA damage checkpoint signaling; G2/M transition of mitotic cell cycle. Lineage: Eukaryota; Metazoa; Chordata; Ceratodontiformes; Protopteridae. The record is from RefSeq and is a predicted model, not a curated record. Gene Ontology annotation, molecular function: ATP binding; cyclin-dependent protein serine/threonine kinase activity; RNA polymerase II CTD heptapeptide repeat kinase activity. Gene Ontology annotation, cellular component: nucleus.